Paramisgurnus dabryanus is the source of this 4243-nucleotide messenger RNA. RefSeq names its product FERM domain containing 4Ba (gene frmd4ba). The record is from RefSeq and is a predicted model, not a curated record. NCBI's taxonomy places the organism in Eukaryota, Metazoa, Chordata, Actinopteri, Cypriniformes, Cobitidae. Gene Ontology annotation, biological process: establishment of epithelial cell polarity. Gene Ontology annotation, cellular component: bicellular tight junction; adherens junction; cytoskeleton. Gene Ontology annotation, molecular function: cytoskeletal protein binding.
CAGAGGGAGCACAGUCUCCCAGUGUACCAGACAGACUGGCAUGGCGCUGGGCAUGUUUUGUGGCGUAGAGGAUCUCUUGGCCUCUGGGAGUCAGAUAGUGUGGACUUUGGCUGAACAGGUGUUGAGAAGAUGCUACAGUGAUGGGCUUGUGCCCUGUAGGAGAUUCAUGCAAACAUGGUGCCAUCUGGGAGAUGUUUAUGAGAUGACGGAGGGCCGGCUGUGCCAGGUGCUGUUGCUGGAUGACCGGCAGUUAGAACUGCUGGUUCAGCCAAAACUGUUGUCCCGAGACCUCUUGGAUUUGGUUUCAUCCCAUUUCAACCUAAAAGAGAAAGAAUAUUUUGGAAUCUCCUUUACUGAUGAGAGGGGUCAAACAAAGUGGCUACAGCUGGAACGCAGAGUGUUGGAUCAUGACUUUUCCAAAAAGACUGGACCUCUUGAUCUCAAAUUCCAAGUCAGGUUUUACAUCGAGAGCGUCGCAUAUUUGAAAGAUGCGAUCACUGUUGAACUGUUUUUCCGGAAUGCUAAGAUAGCUGUCUACAAUGGAAACCUUGAGGUGGAGAGUGAGACUGUUUUUAAGUUAGCAGCGUACACGGUGCAGGAGGCAAACGGAGACUACACAAGUGAUGAAAGUGCAAGAUUGGACAUAAAGAAGCUUCCGGCUUUUCCCACAACAGUUUUAAAGGAGCACCCAUCAUUAGCCUUUUGUGAAGAUAAAGUAAUCCAGAAUUACAAAAAACUUAAAGGGAUCAGUCGUGGACAGGCUAUUAUACGAUACCUCACCUUGGUUGAAUCCUUACCUGCGUAUGGAGUUCAUUACUACGAAGUGAAGGAUAAGCAAGGCUUACCGUGGUGGUUGGGUAUUAGCUACAAAGGCAUCGGCCAGUACGACCUGCAAGACAGACUCAAGCCACGCAAGCUCUUUCUGUGGAAACAGCUCGAGAACUUGUAUUUCCGUGAGAAGAAGUUUGCGGUAGAGGUCAACAACCCUCAGAGAAGGACAACAUCUAAACGCACAUUUGGUCAGUCUGGUCAGGUCAUCCACACUUGGUAUGCCAGUCACUCUUUGAUCAAAACCAUCUGGGCGAUGGCAAUAAGCCAACACCAGUUCUACCUGGACCGCAAGCAGAGUAAAGCUAAUAUAACCACAGCAAAAAGUUUGGGUGACAUUGCCAUGGAUCUCACGGAGACCGGAGGCCCAAGGAACAGUAAGCUGAUCAGCAUGGAAAGUAAAGACAAACUCAUCAUGGCCAGCACUGGAAGUUUGGUCUCUUCAAAUUCUGCAGACAAUGAGGUGAAUGAGGAACAGAAGAAAGAAAAGAUUGCAGAAUUGAACAACAAAAAGAAAAACCUGGAGGAGCUUCUAGCACUAAAGAUGGAUGAGCUAAAGAAAGUCUGCCUUCGAGAAGCGGAGUUGACCGGUGUGUUACCUAAAGAGUACCCGGUGAUGCCAGGAGAGAAGCCACCCAAUGUUCGAAGACGCAUGGGAACUGAAUUCAAAUUGGAUGACAUCUUCCCCUAUGAUGCUGACCCAACCUUAAGAAACUUAGAGGGGCGCUUUGCUCUCCAGAAGAAGAUUGUGGAGGCUGCACAAAAACUUGCCUAUGAAAAUGAGCUUUGUAAAACUGUAAAGAAAAAGCGGAGGAGAAACCUUCAGGAUGCUACGAAAAAGCUCCAACUGAUCGAAAACGAGAUUAAUGAUUACAGAGUGAAGGUUGGCAAAAAGCCCACACAAAGAGCUUCAGUCAUCAUUGCCGAUAAUGUGAGCCUUGACACCCUGAAUUUGGAUGAUGAUGAGCCAUUGCACAGACUACGUUCCCGUUCAGUGCAGUAUUCUCCACGUCCAAACUCUGCGAACUCCUUUCCUGCGGAAUACCAUUCGGAUCACACAGAUCCCAUUAAUGACGAUAUCCAGGAAUAUAGCAGAAUAAAUUAUCCUGAAGAAUCUUUGAUUUAUACACACGGAGAUACCCUAUCGACACACAGCAGCCCCUACCGUCAACUUUUGCAUCAACCUCAUGACUCCCGGAGCAUGCCUCCAACCCCGCAACUUCCCCGCAAUGCAUACAGCAGUAUCCAGCUCAGCACUCAUUUUCGGCAGCGAAGCGGCAGUCUGGAAUCUCAGUCGCAGUUCAUUACAGAAAGCGAACCGCCCGUCCCCGCCUUCACGAUCUCACCUCCCCGUCGUAGCAACAGCACCGAGAUCCUCGACGAUGGAUCUUCUUACACCAGUCAGUCCAGCGCAGAAUACACUGGGUCCGGCUACCAUUCCCGUGCUAAGAAUCGCCACAAACGAAGGCAAGGCAACAUUUACGCCAACACGGGAAGCAUGCCCAAUCUAGCCCAAAAUGACUCGAGGUAUUAUACCUCCCAGCCUCAGCAACAACCAACCACCACGGCCUAUUACGUUACCGGAUACCCACGAUACCUCGAACCGGAAAUGUACCCGAGUGCACCGUAUGUGUAUGAAACUGAGAUGGAGGGACAAUAUAACAUCAACGCUUCCUACCACAGACAUGACCCCUAUGGAAACUACGGUCAGGAUGAGAUGGACGGUAUGCCCCAGAACCUUUAUGCCACAUUAAGGCCAUCAAGGGUCCGUCCACCAUCUAGGAAUGAGAACUUGGCCAAAAGCAUGCAAAAGCUGGAAGUGGUGGAACACUUGAGGGGUUGGUACCAACGACAGCACAGACAACAAGGCUAUGAUACAUACAGACCUCCUUCUCAACAGAACCUUGGUUAUAGGACCAUGUCACCAAGUUACGUACGCAGCGACAGUUCAGCUUCCUACUCGUCAGUGAGUUCAGGAAACUGGCACGGUCGACCGGUCAUGGGAAUGCCUCAUGAGUAUGAAAUGCCUCUUGCACACCACCAGCCUUACGGCUACGGCACCGUCCAUCACAGUCACUCCCUACACAGCAGAUCGUACAUGGAUAUACACCAACACGAUUCGCACACGAGCAGUCCCGUCGACAGCAGUUUUGACUCCGAAGACCACCAGACAAUUUAUUGGCACGAAGACUCAAAACCAGGAACAAUAGUGUAGAGAGCGAGCGAAAAAAUUUCUCACACUCUCAUGUGCCUUCUCUCAAAGGUUGAAAUGCAUCAGCCGCUACAGGAAUGUGACCCGUCGAGAGCCUUAAAAAUAUACUCAUGGUCGAUCCUGCUGGGUGACUUCGAAAAGGACAAAGCAUUACCUUUUUGAACGGACUUGAAUGGAAAACGAUGCUUAAAAUGCGUAAAGACUGAAAUGUACCAGGACGCUGUGGGGUGAAACUUUUAAUUCGGUAUUGUACAGUGGGCCGAAUGGAGUGGCUGUUUUUAGCCAACAUGCACAUAGUAACCACAUAACUAAACAGCUUGUAAAACUGAAGGAUAUUGCAAACUUUUACGUUACGUCAGGCACAAACAAAUAAUAUGAAGGAUUGAGCCCGCACCGAUUUUUGUGUGCUACGCUUCACCAAAAUACUUUUCAGUGCUUUUUGUGUUUCAUAUGCCGAUGUUUUUUUUUUCCAAAAGUACUUGGAAUGUGACUGUGCAAGAAAAGCUUUUGUAUUCAGUAUUUUCUCACUCUCGAGUGCAUUUACAAUACAGGUGUCAUUUUAGGUGUGUCGUCUUCACACUUGCAUUGGGACACCUGUGCAUUGAUCAGUAACACUGUUUUUGAUUUGCAUGCAACUAGCGCUUAGACCGAUCACAAGCAGUAUUACUGUAUUUAGUUUUUUUUUUUUUGCACAUGCCAAGUACUUAUCAGUUAUGUCUGGGGUCAACGUGUUACUUUGCGUCAGCCAGCGUAAAGUGUUACAUUUCUAAUCCUGCUAAAAAGCGAAUCCACACAGAAAGGACUUCGAUUAAUGAACGAUAAGCUAUUUUAUAACACGGCUAAAGUUCCUGUAGAGGUGUAUGUGGAUGUUAUCAAAGGCAAUUGGUCUCGUACAUUCAUUAACAAACUGCCAGGUACAGGAACUGUGGACGUUUAAAAGUGCACUUUUGAACUCUGAUGGAUUUUGCUCGCGUCUAAAGAUCACAACCAUGUGCACAGCUUUUCUCUUUCCAGUAGAGAAUGUAAAUGUAUUUGUAAAUAAUGUACAAAAGUUGGUUACAUUUUUCACCUUUUAGAAAGAUUCGUUUUUAUCAUUUUGAAAAAAAAUUGUUUUAAAUACAUAAUAUAUAGUUUGGAUUUGUCAAGCUGGUUCUUAGAAAAAUUCUCGACGAAAUUGAAUUAGAAUAAAAAGAUACAAAAAUA